Molecule: messenger RNA, 2170 nt
Organism: Biomphalaria glabrata
Lineage: Eukaryota; Metazoa; Mollusca; Gastropoda; Planorbidae
Product: sialin-like
Exons: 12
Coding region: 518-2047 (509 amino acids)
Biological process (GO): monoatomic anion transport; transmembrane transport
Molecular function (GO): transmembrane transporter activity
Source: RefSeq, a predicted model, not a curated record
ACAAUCACAUGGAUGGAAAUAUGCCAUUCUCACAUUAGGAUCCAUAUGUACACUGAGCUUCAUAAUCCUUGAGUAGUGGACUACUUUUUAUUCAGCCUUCUGGUGAAGCUGUAAUUGAUUAUUUACGGUAAUAUCUUUUCAGCCCUAUCUACUUUAGUAGGUAUAUAGUUGGGUCUGAAACAAUCACCACAUUAGCAAUGCCUUGUUAUCACUUGCGCUUUGUUGAGAACAUUUUCGCAAGAAAAAACUUUCGAAAAAAACAACAAUCCUUUCCUAAAGUCUUCGUAAAAUUGAACUUGGAUAGAUCAUUUCUUUAGCAUCUGGCCUUUGGGAUCACACUAGUAUCAAAGUGUCAGGCGGAUGUCAUUAAUAUAUGUUUAUGGCAGCUUAGCAGUCAUAGUUUCUCAUGUUAAUGAUAUUAACAUUUGGACAACUGAAUAUGAAAUGCAGUCAAGAACAUUGCUGAGUGGAGCAAAGCAGGGCAGGUUGUGAAUGUGAGCAGCUUAGAGAUCUUGUAAUGGCGCACGUUAAAGCUCCUUACUUUGUUUCACAGCGCUUUGUUUGGGCUCUCUUGUCCUGCUUGGGCAUUGUCCUGCACACGGUCACGCGUGACAAUAUCCACGCGGCCUUAUCUUGCAUGGUAAACCAUGACAUCCAAAACCUGACAUCGGUGAAUUCCGAUGUCGACAGGGGCAGAAAUAUAACAUAUGUCUGUGGAGGACAUGUUGAAUACAAUGUGACAAGAGACUUUGAUUGGGAUGAAGAGACAGUCAGACAGCUUUUAUCAGUGUAUUUGUAUGGACAGUUACUCACCCAAAUACCAGCCUCAUGGUUGGCACUACGUUACAGCGCUAGGUUGAUGUGGGCCUCUGGCAUGGCAAUAGGUUCACUGUGUACUCUACUCACCCCCGUGUCUGCCAGGACUCACGUCUAUCUGUUGCUUGCUGUAAGGUUUAUCUUAGGACUCUCUGGUGGUCUUACGUUUCCUUGUGUUACAACCAUGCAAGGGAAAUGGUGCACACCUAAUGAAAGGACAAAACUUGCUUCAAUAGUGUUUGCAGGAACAUCUGUUGGAAGUAUCUAUAUAUUUUCAACAACUGGGCUGCUCUGCGAAGACAUUGGAUGGGCAGCCAUCUUUUAUUUCACAGGUAUUUUCAGUUUCCUGUGGGUCUUUGUUUGGAUCUUCAUGACAGCAGACACACCUGUAAAUCAUAAGUGGAUCUCAGACUGGGAGAGACUGUACAUAGAUACAAACAUAGGCAAAGUCAACUUAACGAAGGUUCAGUCAGUGCCAUGGAGAAAGAUGCUCAAAUCAGGUCCCGUCUGGGCCAUAGUCAUUGCUCACUGUUGUGAUAGCUACGUCACGUACACUAUUCUCAACUUGGUGCCACUGUACACAAGUGAAAACCUUGGUUUUCAUAUCAUGCAGGCAAGUCAUGGACCGUUGUUGGGGUUACCAUUCGUGUGUAUGACUGUAAUGUGCAUAGCUGUUGGUCAUUUGGCUGAUACAAUCAGAGAACGAGGUCAUCUGACGACCAAGACAGUCAGGAGAUCAACGCAGAUGUUCGCUUCACUUGGUACAAGUGUGACUCUUUCAUUGGUCGGACAUGUCACAUGUGAAUCUCGAGGUGUGGCCUUUGUUCUACUUUGCCUCAUGGGCAUGUGUAUCGGCUUCAAUCGGGCUGGGUUUAUGGUCAAUCAUUUAGACCUUGCACCAAGGUUGUCAGGUAUUCUGUUCAGUAUUUCUGCAACAUUUGGUACAGUUCCAUGGAUGGUUACUACUUAUGUCGCAGAAGCUUUAAUGCCAAAUAGAUCCCAGGCAGAAUGGAGAAACGUAUUCUAUGUCUGCUCGUCCGUCUCUGUGUUCGGUGCCGUGUUGUUUGGCAUUCUGGCAGAUGGCGAUCUCCAAGAGUGGUUCAGGUCCAGGGAAGUGUUUCAGGACUACGGAGACAGGCAUGAACUUGCCGGUUCCGUGGGCCGCAGAGUAAGAAACAACUUCUUCUCCAAUCCUGACGAAAACACUGUGCUGGUUGAAAGUGAAACGUAACCCAUACUUGAUGAUAGUACUAGCCUCACUGAAGUGAACCAUUAUUGUCAACCGGAUUGAAAUACUGCAAUCACCCUUAAUCAUUGGAAUUAGAGGCAAUGAGUUAUAAGUCAUGGAGACUAA